AUGCCUGAGUUGGUAAGCUGUGUUUCCGCUCCUACCUGGGAUACGUCCGGACCAGAGACUCCAGUGCAACAAUUUUUUAAAAAAUAUGUUGAUACAGUUGAUUCCUAUGGCUUCAACCACGGAUCUGGCUUGCGGUUUUAUUCCAAAAACGUCAUUUUCCACAACCAGAACAACGCCCAGUACAAUGGUGGAGACGAGAUGUGGGCGUGGAUGAAGCGUCUUUUCGGACAAUUUGAAAGAAUGCGACACGACUUCCACAGCCUCUGGGAAGUCAAAAAUGAUGAUGGUACAACCACCAUCCUGACCCAGUGGACCCGCAAUAUCUGGCUUUCUGGAAACAACACCGAAGAGCCGACUGUCAGCGUCCCACUCAGCUGGAUCUCUAUUAUCGGCCCUGCUGACCUCGCCGAUGCUGUGGAUGGAUUGAAUUUCAGGGAGGUCUGGCUUUACUGGGAUACAGCUCUGCUCGCGAAGCAUCUCCCCAAGGAGGCUGUUGUUUUCCAAACGCAGAAUGUUCUACGCAAGGCAUAA
This is a messenger RNA of Aspergillus udagawae, 531 nucleotides long. RefSeq lists its product as uncharacterized. Bases 1 to 531 code for a protein of 176 amino acids. NCBI's taxonomy places the organism in Eukaryota, Fungi, Ascomycota, Eurotiomycetes, Eurotiales, Aspergillaceae. The transcript has a single exon. The record is from RefSeq and is a predicted model, not a curated record.